GUGCACAUCAUCGGGCACAUCCCCCCAGGCCAUUGCCUGCGGAGCUGGAGCUGGAAUUACUACCGCAUCGUGAGCAGGUUCGAGGGCACCAUCACAGGGCAGUUCUUUGGCCACACGCACGUGGAUGAGUUCGAGAUGUUCUACGACGAGGAGACACUGACCCGGCCCGUCUCCAUCGCCUUCAUAGCCCCGAGUGUCACCACCUACAUCAACCUCAACCCCGGCUACCGCGUAUACGUGGUGGAUGGCUCCUACCCCGGCAGCUCCCACGCAGUGCUGGACCAUGAGACCUUCAUCCUGAACCUGACCGAGGCCAAUGCACCAGGGGCCGCGCCACGCUGGCAGCGCCUAUACCGCGCGAGAGAGACCUAUGGGCUGCCCAGUGCCUUCCCAGCCGACUGGGACCGGCUGCUCCGGCGCUUCCAGGAUGACGAGCGGCUCUUCCAGCGCUUCUG
Molecule: messenger RNA, 455 nt
Organism: Nestor notabilis (Kea)
Lineage: Eukaryota; Metazoa; Chordata; Aves; Psittaciformes; Psittacidae
Gene: SMPD1
Product: sphingomyelin phosphodiesterase 1, acid lysosomal
Exons: 3
Biological process (GO): ceramide biosynthetic process; sphingomyelin catabolic process
Cellular component (GO): lysosome
Molecular function (GO): acid sphingomyelin phosphodiesterase activity
Source: RefSeq, a predicted model, not a curated record